Molecule: messenger RNA, 2031 nt
Organism: Chenopodium quinoa (quinoa)
Lineage: Eukaryota; Viridiplantae; Streptophyta; Magnoliopsida; Caryophyllales; Amaranthaceae
Product: BTB/POZ domain-containing protein At3g49900-like
Exons: 4
Coding region: 293-1840 (515 amino acids)
Molecular function (GO): protein binding
Source: RefSeq, a predicted model, not a curated record
AUAAAAUGUAAAAGAUCCAUUGCAUUAAAUACUCCCACAAUACAAGCAGUAGGGAAAUGACAUUAAAUACCCUUUUCCAACCAAAUUCUAUAUAUAACAGGCAAAUUAUUUAUCACCCUACCCAACACUUCUGCACUAUUUUACUGCUUUACAAUUUUAUCAGGCCCAUUUUCAGACCUUCCUACAGGAAGAGAAAAAAAAAAAACUUACAACUAUUUUUCUUCCCUUCUUUUUUUUGUUUUUGUUUAAUUUCAUAUUUUAUUUUCUAUACUAUAUACCCUUUUAAAUCUCAAUGUCCUCUACUGCUUGUAAUGAAAAAGAAGUUGAAGAAAAAAUGAAGGUGGGUUGGAGAAAUUUUGGGGUUGCUUCAGAGACUAUCUUUGAAGAUGAAGAUGAACACGAACAUGAAACCGAAGACGAUGAGGAUGAACUAGAGUCUCUUGGUUCACCUCCUCUUUCUUCUCCUUCUUCUCCUCUUCAGUCCGGUGUUGACGCUUGGACGGAAGCAACGGGAAGGAAACCAGACGUUAAGAUACAAGUACGAGGCGUAUGUUUUCACUUGCACAAGGAUGUUUUAGUUUCAAAAAGUGGUUACUUUAAGCGCCAUUUAACAAGGGUUUCCGAACUCACUCUUUCUCCACCGUUAAAAGUUGCGGCAGACACCUUCAAACAAGUUGCCGAUUUCUGUUACAGCAAUUUCGCCGUUAUGACACCGUCCAAUCUCGUUGCUCUUCGUAUAACGGCCCAACUCCUAGAAAUGGACGGCAUUGUAGGUGAAGAAAGCCUCCGUGAGUUAACGGAGUCUUACUUCCGUGAGGUGGUUAUUGUAAAUAGAACGUUAAUAUGUAACGUUUUUCGUUCGAGUUUGUCGUUGCUUCCUGAGGCAGAGCAAACGGCGUUUCUUCCUAGUAGAUGUAUUGAAGCAUUGUUGGAUGACGGCGAAGGAGAUGGAGCUGUUAGUUGUGCUGACGGACUUAAGACGGUUUCGCCUGAGGGGAUCAAAGUGAUUGCGGACUCUAUGCAGGGGAGAUAUACGGCUAGUCAUGAUCUUCUCUAUAGAGUCAUCGAUCUUUAUUUUCUGGUAUACAAUGGAAAAAUGUCAGAAGAACAGAAGACACAAAUAACAAGCUGCAUAGAUUGUAGCAUACUAUCUCCAACACUCCUAAUGCACGCCGUACAAAACCCACGUAUGCCUCUUCGUUUCAUAGUCCAAGCCAUGCUUAUUGAACAACUCAACACUCAUCGUUCUCUUUUCUCCGUCAUUAACCCUAACACAACUACGAAUCCCCUACAACACUCCCAAUAUGACCCACGGACCGACUCCCCGGCCACCCUAGGAGCAAUCCUAGAGAGGGAUGCAGCCCUACGCCAGGUUACACAACUACGAUCAGCAAUUGACACGACGUGUUCAAGGAUACAAAGCCUAGAGAAGGAAUUAUGUGGUAUGAAGAAGCUUCUUAUGGAGUCUGAAAGAGAGAAACAAAAGGGUGGUGGUAGUGCUUCAUUGAUGGAUGAUCAAAGGAGGACUUCGAGUUGUCGCUUUAAUAAUAAUAAGGUGGAGAGGGGAGAAAGAGGGUCGAUUUCUUCGAGUUUUUUGAGGUUCGGAGGGAGUAGUAAUAAUAACAAUAAUGGUGAAUUUUGUGAUAUGAAUAUGGGAUCAUCUUCGUGUUUGGAUGACAAUAGUGAAGAGAAUAAUAAUAAGGUUGUGAAGAGGAAUUUAAGGCAGAGGUUAAUUAGGGGUUUAAGAAAUGCUUUUGGAGUUUCUAGUAGUAAUUCUAAGGUUAAAGACAAUGGGAGAUUUGAUGGAGGGGUGAGAAGAGGAAGAGUUCUUAAUAGCUAGCUAGUAUUAGACUGAAUUAGUUGAAGGCUCUUUGAUUUCUUUGGGUUAAUUAUUGUGUUAAUUACUUUGUUUGAGCCAUUGGUUGAAUUAGUUUGUAGUAUAAAAGCAAAUUUUCAGGGGGGAAAUGUAAGUACAAUGAUAAAUUUGAGUGUGUUUUGCUUUGAUUUAAAACUUACAAUUUUCGUCUAGUA